This is a messenger RNA of Triticum dicoccoides, 1189 nucleotides long. RefSeq lists its product as uncharacterized. NCBI's taxonomy places the organism in Eukaryota, Viridiplantae, Streptophyta, Magnoliopsida, Poales, Poaceae. The coding region runs from base 337 to 1188 and encodes 283 amino acids. The record is from RefSeq and is a predicted model, not a curated record. The transcript has 2 exons.
UCCCCACCGCACAACCACCUCCCGUCCUAGAUCCAUGGCCGCUGCGCCACCCCGUCCAACUACCAACCGCGCCGCCGCGUCCCUCCCACUCUCCACCAUGGUCGGAUCCCCUCCAAAUCCUCCCCUUCCAAAGAAAACCACAGCCACCCCCAGAUCCCCGCCGCGACUCCCCUUCUGCUGCUUCCACCUUCUCCUUCCGGCCACCCCUGCCGCCGCACCGGCCACUCCCUAGCGCUGCCGCCUCUUACCCUCACGCCGCCCUGCCUCCUACCCUCGCGCCGCCGCCUUCCCGCGCGCCGUCGCCGCUGAGAUCUGCUCCAGCCUGAUCACUGCUAGAUGGCCUCGCCAUCACAUGAUGCAGGGAGCUCGGGUCGCCGAUGGUCUUCCUCUACUGGAUCCCUUCCGACAAGUUCCCCUGCCUCCCCUCCCCUCCCCUCCGACGAGCUCUCCUGCAUCCCCUCCCCUCAUGUGAGCUGCCCUGAACGCGGUCGAGGCUCCCGAUGCAGUUUGAUUGGUGGUGUGGUGUGGUGUGUGCGGCUUGCAGCUUGGAGGGAGCGGGCAUGUAGUUCGUUUACCCAUCUGCAGUGUGGUUUGCCUGGUUCGACCACCACGAGCUGCUCUUCACCAGCAAAAGACUCCGACCAGCAAAAAAUUCUUCAUCGUCCAGCAUGGGAUGCCUGCAGUGCAUUUGCCAACUUUUUGCAGGAGAGGAAAAACAUCAAGAAAGAGAAACAAAAAAGUGUAUUGUGCUCCUGGGCGAUUAGUGUGGUGCUGCUGAUGCAGUUUGACAGCUCACAAAAGCAGUCCACAACGCCAGCAUCAUGUUUGAGAGAGGUUCUUUUUUGUUGCAAAUUUUGGAUGAGCAUCUUCCGUGCAGUUCCAACGCAGAUGAGGUUCCGGCGUGGUCCACUGAUUUUUUGCUUGCAGUAUAGUGUGGUGAAAUUAUACUCGUCCUCCCCCUUCAUCCUCACCACUUACUCCGAUGCUUGCAGUGUGGUGUGGAUUUUUUGUAUAAAGAUUAUAGGGACCCAUUUGAUUGCAGCGAAACAUGGUGAUGUUCAGGCAAGAACAUGCAGUUUCAACCAUGUGGACAUGCAGGGAAAAAUGGUGUUUUCCGUGUUUGAUAAUUUUAUGUAUAAAAUUUAUAUGGACUCUUUGAAAAUUGUUUACCAAAGAAGUUCAUUUUGAA